Ananas comosus (pineapple) is the source of this 930-nucleotide messenger RNA. RefSeq lists its product as uncharacterized. The record is from RefSeq and is a predicted model, not a curated record. The transcript is spliced from 2 exons. The coding region runs from base 44 to 490 and encodes 148 amino acids. NCBI's taxonomy places the organism in Eukaryota, Viridiplantae, Streptophyta, Magnoliopsida, Poales, Bromeliaceae.
UCCGGAAUAUGAAUUUCCACAAUUAUAAUUGUCCGCGGAUGACAUGGUGAACCGGGUCCAGGCAAUAGUUCGUCUUUCUCCUCGGACGGCAAAGCGCUUCCCCGUGUCCCGCGCAGCGGCGCAGAUCUCCUCGAACACUGAUAAACCAAUAGAGCUAGAGCGAGAAACGAGAGAGAGAGAGGGGGGCCUCCUCGUGAUCGUGAUCGUGAUCGUGAUCGUGAUCGUGAUCGAGAUCGAGGGAUCUGGACCGUCGAUUGGUAUGGGGGCCAUCGUGACCGCGGUGGUGGCGAUCGCGGCGGUGAUCCUGGGGUGGAUCACCAUCGAGAUCGCGUGCAAGCCCUGCCUCGACAAGGGCCGCGACGCAAUCGACCGCUCCCUCAACCCUAACUUCGACCCCGACGCCUCCCUCGUCGCCCCACUCCGCGCCCCUUCUCCCCCCUCCUCCUCCUCCUCCGAUCCCUCCGCCGCCGCCGCCGCCAAGGGUGCCUAAAUCUCCUCCCCCGAUCCCUCCGCCAUCGCCGCGAUGUUGAUCCCAUUUCUGCUGGUUUGAAUUCCAAAAGGAGAGUGUUUAAAGUUGCAUAACACAAUACAGCACUUGUCUGUGGGGUCAGUGUGAAAACCUGUUAUUGCAGUGUAUGAUUCGGGUAUUACUCGUGAAAUGAAGAUCCUACAGUGCAAUUUUAUAACUGUCGAACAUCGUACCUCAGUAUUAUGUUUACUUCGUAAGAAGCAAUUAUGUCCAUGAGAUUGCUUUGGUGACCGUUAAUAGCGCUGAGGUAAUUGUAAUUUGAUAUCUGGUUUAGCUUUUUGUUCAUUUUCUUUCCAAUCGUUAUGCUGUCCCAUCCUCUCUGAUCAUUUAGAAGAACUCUGCAUUCUUCUUGCUGUUCACAUGAAUUUUGUUCCUUUUUAUCUGCCUGUUUUCGUUAAUCA